Medicago truncatula (barrel medic) is the source of this 2350-nucleotide messenger RNA. RefSeq names its product long chain acyl-CoA synthetase 4. Gene Ontology annotation, biological process: fatty acid metabolic process. Gene Ontology annotation, cellular component: endoplasmic reticulum; membrane. The record is from RefSeq and is a predicted model, not a curated record. Gene Ontology annotation, molecular function: long-chain fatty acid-CoA ligase activity. The transcript is spliced from 19 exons. Bases 180 to 2159 code for a protein of 659 amino acids. NCBI's taxonomy places the organism in Eukaryota, Viridiplantae, Streptophyta, Magnoliopsida, Fabales, Fabaceae.
GGUGACAUUAAAUGAUCUGAAAUUGUUGACCAAUCGUAACCGUAACAAGUUAGAGCGUAACACAACACACAUUACAUGCAGCACCAAGUUGUCGAAUAUUCAGUUGAUCAUACGUACCCUACUUCUUUCUCUUUGUUUCCAUUUAGCUUAAUUGAAAGAGAGAAGCAUUUAAUUAAAUAAUGGCUGAAGAUAAAUCAUUCAUCGUUGAGGUUGAGAAAGCUAGAGAUGCCAAAGAUGGUAGGCCAUCUAUGGGUCCUGUUUAUCGUAGCUGUUUCACUAAGGAUGUCUCUCCUCCUCCCAUUCAAGGUCUCGAUACAUGUUGGGAUGUUUUCAGGACUGCUGUUGAGAAGUAUCCAACAAAUCCAAUGCUGGGUCGCCGUGAAAUAGUGAAUGGGGAUCCUGGCAAAUUCAAUUGGCAAACUUACAAAGAAGUGUAUGACUUGGUGAUCAAAAUUGGGAAGUCCAUUCGUGCUUGUGGUUAUGGGGAAGGAGUAAAAUGCGGCAUUUAUGGCGCCAAUUGUCCGGAAUGGAUUAUGAGCAUGGAGGCCUGCAAUGCUCAUGGACUUUAUUGUGUUCCUUUAUAUGAUACCUUAGGUGCCGGGGCUGUGGAGUUUGUUAUAUCUCAUGCAGAGGUCUCGAUAGCAUUUGUCGAAGAAAAGAAGAUACCUGAGCUAUUGAAGACAUUUCCAAAGGCAGCAGAGUAUCUCAAGACAAUUGUGAGCUUUGGAAAAGUUUCUGAAGAACAAAAGCAAGAAGUUGAGAAGUUGGGGGUGAAAAUAUAUUCAUGGGAUGAAUUUUUAGAAGUGGGUCAUGAUAAGAAUUUUGAUCUUCCUGUAAAAAAGAAAAGCGACAUAUGUACAAUAAUGUACACAAGUGGAACAACCGGUGAUCCCAAGGGAGUAUUGAUAUCCAACGAGAACAUUAUUACACUUUUAUCUGGGAUGAAAAAGAUAUUAGGUAGUUGCAAUGAACAAAUGCAUGAGAAAGAUGUAUACAUAUCAUACCUUCCACUUGCACACAUCUUUGACAGGAUUAUUGAAGAGGGAAUCAUAUGGAGUGGUGCUGCAUUAGGUUUCUGGCGAGGGGAUAUCAAAUUGUUGAUGGAAGACAUUGCUGAGUUAAAACCAACUAUUUUUUGUGCCGUUCCCCGUGUGCUUGAUAGAGUGUACACAGGUUUGACAGAGAAGAUUAAUAAUGGGGGUUUUGUGAAACAGACGAUGUUCAAUUGGGCCUAUACAUACAAGUUGCAUAGCAUGGAAAGAGGGCAAAAACAUGAAACGGCAGCUCCAUUAAUGGACAAACUUGUAUUCAGUAAGGUAAAACAAGCUUUAGGGGGUAAUGUACGUAUUGUUUUGUCUGGAGCUGCGCCUCUAUCGAAACAUGUUGAAGGUUUCCUGCGUGUUGUGACUUGUGCUCACAUCUUACAAGGAUAUGGUCUUACUGAAACAUGUGCUGGAUCCUUUGUAACAAUACCAAACGAAAUAAAUAUGCUUGGUAUGGUGGGACCUCCUUUACCAUAUAUUGAAGUGUGUCUGGAGUCUGUACCUGAAAUGGGAUAUGAUGCACUUGCAACCAAACCAAGAGGAGAAAUCUGUAUUAAGGGUGGUACCGUUUUUGCUGGGUAUCAUAAACGUGAAGACCUCACCAAAGAAGUUAUGAUUGAUGGAUGGUUCCAUACAGGAGAUAUUGGAGAGUGGCAACCUAAUGGAAGCAUGAAAAUUAUCGAUCGAAAGAAGAAUAUAUUUAAGCUUUCACAAGGCGAAUAUGUUGCUGUUGAAAACCUGGAGAAUAUUUAUGUUCAAGUUAAUGCUAUUGAAUCCAUAUGGAUCUAUGGAAACAGUUUUGAGCACUUCCUUGUUGCUGUUGUUAACCCAAGCAAGAAAGCAGUUGAAGAUUGGGCUCAAGCAAAUGAUAUGAAGAUGGACUUUAAUUCUCUAUGUGAAGAUUCAAAGGCGAAACAUUACAUACUUGGAGAGCUCUUAAAGAUUGCGAAGGAAAAGAAGCUGAAAGGUUUUGAGUUUGUUAAAGCUGUUCAUCUUGAUCCAGUUCCAUUUGACAUGGAACGUGAUCUUCUCACACCAACAUUUAAGAAAAAGAGACCGCAGUUGCUUAAGUACUACCAGAAUAUCAUUGACGAGAUGUACAAGACGGCCAAAUAAAACCACUUAAAUUAUUUUUGUAUAUGCUAUGGGAGACAAUUUCUUUUAUUCAUGCAAUAGCACUUUUUUUUGUUGAGGCAAUGUAAAAGCACUUGUUUAAUUCCUUUUUUUUUUUUUUUUUUUUUAAUUAUAUAGAUGGCAUAUACAUAAUUUGCAACAGAUAGUUGUUCAACCGUAAAGAUAGAGAAAAA